AGCUGUUGAGAAACCCCCAAUUCGCAAGAAGUUGCAUUUCCGCUUAAACCCUACAGUUUCGUCACUGUCGUCUUCUUCGUCGCUUCCUUCUUCCAUCACACACACAGCAAGCCAUGUACAGGUCAAAAGCAGUUCUGUCUUCUCUCCGAAUCGCUUACUCAAAGAUCUCCACCCGGUCGCAUCUAAGCAAAAUCUCGUCCCUUUCUCUCGCAAUUUCCAGUCAAUUUCCAUGGAAAGUCCGCUCCUUUGCUUCUUCUUCGAGACCAGAGUCAAUGCUUCAGCUAGUACUCGAGAACCCUUGGUCCAAACAAGUAGAGGAAGGAUUGAAGCAACCAGACACGCCUCUAACCCACGAGACCGCGAUCUACCUUCUCAGGAAACUAGACAAGCACCACCCUGAGAAAGCUCGCUCCUUUCUCGACUGGGUCAUCAGAGGAGACUCAGGUCUCCCUCCGAGCUCUCCGCUCUACAGCACGAUGCUUAGGAUCUUGGCUCACCAGAGAUCAAUGAAACGGUUCUGGACGACUCUGACCGAUAUGAAGAAAAGAGGGUUUUAUAUCGACGAGGAGACUUACAAGACUGUUUACGGUUUGCUUAGUAAAGAGGAGAGCUCGAAAGCCGACGCUGCUGCUUUGGCUCAUUUCUACGAGAGGAUGCUCAAGGAGAACGCGGUUUCUGAUGUCGCGGGUGGUGUUUCCGCUGCUGUUUCGAGAGGUGAUUGGAGUUGUGAGGUUGAGAGGGAGUUGCAGGAGAUGAAACUCCCUCUGUCGGAUGGUUUUGUUGUGAGUGUGUUGAAGGAGCUGAGGGAGCAUCCUUUGAAAGCUUUGUCGUUUUUUCGCUGGGUCGGUAGUUAUUCUGGUUAUAGACAUAGUACUGUUACGUAUAACGCGGUGUUGAGGGUUUUGGCUAGGCCUGGUUCGGUGGCGGAGUUUUGGAGCGUUGUAGAUGAGAUGAAGGAGAGUGCAGGGGGUGAGGUGGAUCUUGAUACUUAUAUAAAGGUUUCGAGGCAGUUUCAGAAGUGUAGGAUGAUGGUGGAGGCUGUUAAGCUUUACGAGUUUAUGAUGGACGGUCCGUACAAGCCGUCUGUUCAAGAUUGUAGCCUUCUUUUGAGGUCAUUGUCUGCUGGUCCCAGUCCUGAUUUGGAUCUUGUGUUUCGGGUUUCGAGGAAGUUUGAAUCGACUGGGGAGUCUCUGUCAAAGGCUGUGUACGAUGGGAUCCACAGGUCUUUGACCAGUGUAGGGAGGUUUGAAGAAGCUGAAGAGAUCGUGGAGGCGAUGAGAGGUGCGGGUUAUGAGCCGGAUAACAUCACUUACAGCCAGCUCGUGUUUGGUCUUUGUAAAGCUAAGAGGUUAGAAGAAGCGCGUGGGGUUGUGGAUCAGAUGGAAGCGGGAGGAUGCGUUCCGGAUAUAAAGACUUGGACUAUUCUCAUCCAAGGGCACUGCAAGAACGACGAAGUUGACAAGGCCUUUGCGUGUUUUGCGGAGAUGCUGGAGAGAGGGUUUGAUAUCGACUCUGAUCUGCUUGAUGUGUUGGUAGGUGGGUUUCUCAGCCAGAACAGGAUCGAGGGAGCUUGGAGAUUUUUAAUGGAGAUGGUGAGAAAGGCCGAUGUCAAGCCUUGGCAAACCACUUACAAGGGUGUUAUAGACAAGCUGCUGGAGAUAAAGAAGGGCGAUGAGGCGCUGGAUCUUCUGCAGAUGAUGAAGAAGCAGAACUACCCUGCUUAUGCAGAGCCUUUUGAUGGAUACCUCGCAAAGUUUGGGAGUUUGGAAGAUGCUAAGAAGUUCUUGGAUGUGCUGAGCUCAAAGGAUUCUCCUUCCUUUGCAGCCUAUUUUCAUGUUGUUGAAGCUUUCUACCGAGAAGGAAGACUGGCUGAUGCGAAAGACCUUGUCUUCGUAUGUCCCCAUCGCUUUAGAACACACCCUAAAAUCACUGCACUCUUUGGCGCAGCUUGAAGGAUGUUUUCUUUCAUUCGUUACAAGGAGAAUUUGAUUUUUUUUCAUUCAGAGAAUGCAGUUAUGGAACUAGUUUUUGCACCUUAAAUGCAGUUAUUUUCAUAAUUCAUUUCACCAAUUUGCAGAAGAAGUGCUGAAUAUGAAUUUAUGUACUCUUGAGUGAAUGUUUUCUUUUUCGAUGAGUAAAUUUAUUGAAUCCCGGUA
This is a messenger RNA of Raphanus sativus (radish), 2156 nucleotides long. Its product is annotated as pentatricopeptide repeat-containing protein At3g48250, chloroplastic. NCBI's taxonomy places the organism in Eukaryota, Viridiplantae, Streptophyta, Magnoliopsida, Brassicales, Brassicaceae. The transcript has a single exon. Gene Ontology annotation, biological process: RNA splicing. The record is from RefSeq and is a predicted model, not a curated record. Bases 114 to 1952 code for a protein of 612 amino acids. Gene Ontology annotation, molecular function: protein binding.